Lepisosteus oculatus (spotted gar) is the source of this 2266-nucleotide messenger RNA. The record is from RefSeq and is a predicted model, not a curated record. Lineage: Eukaryota; Metazoa; Chordata; Actinopteri; Semionotiformes; Lepisosteidae.
AACGACGAUUGUGAACUUGUCAGCUGGGACGAGUGGUGUUCUAUCUCAGUCCUGGAGACACUUGACCUCCUCAGUGGUCAAAGACAUGAAAGGGCCAACAUGUUUGCUGGGUAUGAGUCUAUGGAGGAGUAUGAGGACGAGCUGUACAAGGAGCCAGGGCAAUCCAGCGACUCCGAGCUCGACAGCGAGGUGGAGUUCCACUUGUACAGUCAGGUCCACUAUGCCAGCAGGGCCGGAGACGGAGAAGUGGAGGACAAGGUGGAAGAGAACGGCGCCGUGGACAGGGGACAAGAGGAGGAAGUGAUCAGCAUCACUUCUGGCUGCGAACCGGAGGUAAUCACGCUGUCGGACAGCACGGAGGAGGAAAGCAUUUGUGUCACGAAGGGCAGCAAGAUGGACGGUUUCUCCAAGGCUUUGAGGAAGAGGGCUUGCCCUUCCUCUUCCACCCCAUUGCCCCCCCGCAAGGGGCAGCGGGAGACGGCGGCGGAGCAGGCCGAGACCCUUUCCGACAGCGAGGACUCUGACUGCGUGGAGAGCUGGAUGAUCCUGGGACGGGGGCAGCUGGCAGAGGACCGUUCAAUCCAGCUGAACCUGAAGGACCACAGUCGAGAGAGCUGGGGCUCCGGAUCAGGUGAAGACAACUGGACCAUUUCUGACAAAGAUAUCGAGGCUCAGAUAUGCAAUAAGAGAGACAGACUACGGAGUGUAAACCGCUACUACAAGCCAAACAAGAACGUGACCUGCCGGAGCUGUGGGAAAAAUGGGCAUCUGUCCAAAAACUGCCCCACCCCCAAGAAGGCUCCAGUCUGCAUCCUGUGUGCUGAGCCAGGGCACCUCCAGAGGUCCUGCCCACUGAAGCACUGUGCCAACUGCAACCGGCCCGGGCACGAAUCCGAGGAAUGCAUCGACCGCGCUUUCUGGAAUAAACAGUGCCACCGCUGUGGGAUGAGGGGACACUUCUUUGAUGAUUGUCCAGAGAUAUGGAGACAGUAUCACCUCACAACUUCCUCGGGGCCUAUUGUCAUACCUGAUGACAAAGAGAAACAGAAAAGCCCGGCCUACUGCUACAACUGCUCUCGAAAAGGGCAUUUAGGACAUGAAUGCAAGCAGAAAAGAAUGUUCAAUAAUACGUUCCCCACUCUCCCUUUCAUUACUUACUAUGACACAAAGCCAGAUAUUGAGGGAACGAAUCACCGGGUUUGGAAGAGAGCUCAAGAGCUUUACGGAGCUGGUUUACUGCGUGAAGAGCCAGCCAGCAAGAGGAGGAAAACGGCCACGGUGGAGGAGAAGAAGGAACGAGGGGAGGCCCAGCCUCCCAAGCCCAAGCAGAGCAAACAGCCGAAGCAGCAGAACAAGAAGACAAAGACCUGGCCAGAAAAACGGAAGGAGCUGUGGCUGCUUAAGCAGCAGAGGAGAAAAGCCCGGCAGGAGGUAGUGGAAGAUACUGAGGAUUUUCCAAGGGGCCCCAAAAAAACCUCCUCAGGUGUCCCCGUUCACCCAAAGAAGCGAAGCAGGAGCCCAGGGCUCUUCAGCACACUGAGCCAGCCCAGCAAGGAGAAGCCCAGGAAACUCAGGCCGAAAAAGAAGGCCAAGAGAAGGCAAGGCCGUCUCCAUGACAACAGCUUCCCCGUAGACGAGGACCUCUUCCUCAUCAAACAGAAAGUGCGCAGAAGGAAACGAUAGCCAUGAGCACACGUGCUCCCCAUCGCCCUCGUGCUGCACGUCACAUCCUAAGCCCACUUUUUUAUCGUUCAGAACGAGAGCAGGAAUAACAGAGAGUCAGUCUUUUUAUUCCUUGUUCCCCACCAAAAAUAUAAUGAAGUGAUGGUUGCAUUUCUACAAGUACAGUUCUACACAUAGAAGAAAAGCCUUUUAAAUUUUUUUUAUUAGGGUAUUUUUACACAAGCUUUUGUUUCCACUUUAACAUCUGGAACACGCUCCUUACCAUGAGAAUGUAGCAUUGAAUAUGUCAUCUAUUUGUGUUGAAGAAAGUAUUGUUCCCCUUGAUCGGGGGAUAGGGGGAGGCACAUGCAAGAAUUAAUGGUGCUUUCAGAAACCCUGUUAAUCUGGUCAUGAUCAGAUAUUUGGCAACAGUACAGAUCUGAAAUUGUUUCCAUGAUGAUAUUCAACAGUUCUCCAGAAGGCCCUCAGAUGGCAGUGCAGCUUUCUUGUUAAUGACCUAGGAGUAUACUCCACUUGUAAUUUCAAGAAUAUUAUGGAAAUCGAAUAAAUAAUGGAUUCCCCAUGAAAAUAAUCUUAAAAGUAA